Perca flavescens (yellow perch) is the source of this 3605-nucleotide messenger RNA. RefSeq names its product kelch-like family member 22 (gene klhl22). Gene Ontology annotation, cellular component: Cul3-RING ubiquitin ligase complex; polar microtubule; nucleus. Gene Ontology annotation, molecular function: protein binding. The record is from RefSeq and is a predicted model, not a curated record. The transcript has 7 exons. The coding region runs from base 584 to 2476 and encodes 630 amino acids. Gene Ontology annotation, biological process: positive regulation of TORC1 signaling; protein monoubiquitination; proteasome-mediated ubiquitin-dependent protein catabolic process. NCBI's taxonomy places the organism in Eukaryota, Metazoa, Chordata, Actinopteri, Perciformes, Percidae.
UGCCCGACACCAAAAAGUAAACAGACUUGUUUUGAUCUGUCAAAACAUCAUGCGACUGCUGUAGCAAAACGAAUUGGGUGUCCUUGUGACUAAACUCUUUAUAUAAAACGGUUUGUAUUUGAUGAUCGCGACGAUAUUUUCGAGCAGUCGUUGUGUUUGAAUUUUUAAGUGUCUACGUUGCGGUUUUUAUAGUGCGUUACAGCAGCUAGCAGGCUAACCAGCCGAUAGCUUACUAGCUUAUGCUCUUCACCGUUACAACUAACUUAACAUUAGCGGACAGCGCAGUGGCAGCUAGCAGUUCGUCGAGGGAAGGACGUAUGUAACUGACGUUAUACUUUCAUAUCUUUGUAGAUAAAGUUAUCUCGUAAAUUGCGUGUAGUAUUUCUAACUACAUCUGUAGCGUUACGUUACAAAGUGACAUUUCAAGCAACCUUAACCACCCUUCUUUAGCCGCUAGCUGCCCAGCCUAUUCCUACUUUUCCUGUAUAUUUCUCUACAUGCCAACAGCAGAAUGUGGCUCAUAUUAAUAACAACAAUGUGAAGGAAUACGUAGAGUGGUGUUAGUACUAAACAGAUCAAAGUGAUGAAGCCUGAACAUCAAUACCCUGCCAUGUCUGAGGAAGGAAAGCGGAGUCCUGGCCGCCUGAGCCGACAGACCUACAAAAGUUCAGCCCAUUUCUGCAGCCUGCUGGACGGCCUCCUGGCUCUCAGAGAAAGUGGCAUACUCUUUGAUGUGGAGCUGCUGGUGGAGGGUCGAGCCAUCAAAGCCCACCGUAUACUUCUGGCAGCCUCUUGCGAUUAUUUUAGGGGAAUGUUUGCUGGAGGCCUUCGCGAGACACAGCAAAAGGAGAUCCCAAUUCAUGGAGUAUCUUACAUGGCCAUGAAAAAAAUACUCGACUACAUCUACACUUCAGAGAUCGAGUUAGACCUGGAGUGUGUGCAGGAAGUCCUGAUAGCCGCCACACUAGUACAGCUUGAGAUUGUCAUCGGCUUUUGCUGCGAUUUCCUUUUCUCCUGGCUGGACGAGAGCAACAUCUUAGAGGUCCACAAUUUAGCUGAUCUCUACGGACUGCAACAACUUAAUGCCAAGAUCCACUCCUACAUCCUCAGGAACAUUCAGACUUUGUCUCGCACCGACGUGUAUCGAGAACUCUCCCAAGAUGAAGUCUUCAGCGCGCUGAGCAGCGACGAGCUUCAGGUGAACAGCGAGAACGAGGUGUACGAGGCGGCUCUUCACUACCACUUCAGUCCGUUGCAGGUGGAAACUGACCAGGUGUACUUGCAGGUCAGUCCCAAGGACAAUCUCAAGAUGCUCGAUGCUGUGCGUUUCUGCCUAAUUGAGAAGCAAGUGUUGCAGAGGCUGCAUGGCCGACUGCACCAGUGUCCACUGAAGGAUUGUGUGUCAGCCGCGCUGCGAUACCACGAGCAGGAGAUCUGGCAGCCCGUCCGGCAGAGUCCUCUCACCCAGCCACGCUCCACCUUCCACUGCAUAUUGGGCUUCGGGGGGAUGUUCACCUCCAGCUCCCUCACAGAAAGCGAGCAUUUGUUCCAGGUGUUCCACCCCAGCUGGGGGGAGUGGAGGACUCUCACUGCAGCUCACACCCCCCGAAUGUCCAACCAGGGCAUCGCUGUGCUCAACAACUUUGUGUAUCUGAUUGGAGGAGACAAGAACACCAGUGCGUUUUGCGCAGAGACCCGCUGCUGGAGAUAUGACCCUCGUCACAACAGCUGGUGCUCCAUCCAGCCUCUGCAACAGCAGCGGGCUGACCACUGCGUUUGUGUGAUGGGCGGCCAUAUUUAUGCCAUUGGAGGACGGGACUACAGCACUGAACUGGAAUCGGUGGAGCGCUACGACCCGCACUCCAACAUGUGGGAAUGGGUAUCACCCCUAAAGAGAGAGAUUUACGCCCACGCUGGAGCAGUGUUGGGCGACAAAAUGUACAUAACAUGCGGGCGCCGAGGAAUGGCCUACCUCAGAGAGACCUACUGCUUUGACCCGGCGGCCAAUCAUUGGACAGGAUGUGCUGAGGGGCCGGUGGAGCGAGCGUGGCAUGGCACGGCUGCGGUUAAUGGACGCAUUUAUGUUAUCGGCGGAAGCAACGACGAGCGUGGAUAUCGGCGGGAUGUCCUGAAGGUGGCGUGCUUUAACCCCGAAGCCGGCUCUUGGUCUCUACUGACCCCCCUCCCCGCGGGACAUGGAGAACCCGGCAUAGCUGUGCUGGACAGUCGCAUCUACGUCCUGGGAGGACGCUCGCACGACAAAGGCAACAGGAUGAAAUACGUUCACGCGUUGAACACCGACGCCGACGAGUGGGAGGACGAGACGGCGUUCAAGGAGCGCGUCUCGGGCCUGGCGGCCUGCGUGGCGCUCAUGCCCCCCGCUGUGAUCGCACAGGCCAGGAGCUGGGAGCAGCGCACCAAGGCUUCAUGGGAGGACGUGGACUUGGACAACUCGGGGGACUCCAGUGAGGAUUGAAGCAGCUGUUGUGAACUGAAUGUCUGAGCACUGGAGACGCCGACUGGAGUACCUGGAGGAAUUUCUUCUUUUUUUUGCAGCAGCAGCAGCAGCAUCGCUUCCACGUUGCACGUUGACCACUUUGAGUGCCUCGGGAACCAAAGUGUCAUUCCGGACCUUUGCACACUUUUUGUUACUUUUCAAAUAUCUUCUUAGAUAAUUAUACUCUGCCCCAUUGAGUCUCAGCUAAAAAUGCUACUGUUUGUCGCAUUAUUAGAGUCAUUAUUACCUGUCACUGUAGCUGCCUCCGCAUUGUUUAUCAUAGAGAGAAUUUCUUCCAUAUCUUCAAGUGACAGAAAGCAGCAAAGACUGCUGGCUAUGCAAUAACAUGGUAAUAUGGAGCGCUCUCAUCAGACUUUAGUUCCUAUCUCUCCUCUCUAGCAGCUACUGGUUGUUGCCAGGAACUCCCGACGGAGUUAUCUUCCCUUCCAAACUACUGAGUAAUCAUUAACUUGUUCAAUUUUAACACUGUGCCUUGUUUUUGUGGUUACAUCCUGACCUUUUGUUGUGACAUUUUUUACAUUUCAGUGUAUUCUGUGGGUGGAGAGGGAGCCUUGGGUCCUGUGCCUCGCUCGGACAUCACAAUUUGUUGAAUAAUUUUUUUUUUUUUUUAAAUUGAUUUGACUGAUGAGGCGCUGGUGCAGCAGGUUGUAGUACAUAAUGUUGCCAUGUCUGUAAAGGAUUUCUCGACUUUUUUUUUUGUGUGAUGACAAACCAAACCACGGUCGUAUAUUUUGUUGUGUCCUGUCAUUGGUCUUUACCGAAUAUGUUAUUCCAUUACUGAAUCCAAAGAGCACAAUGUCGAGUAGUUUUAGAAUGUUUCUGUUUGUCGAGUCGAGCUUUUGCUCCACGCUUCAGCUUGUUGCCUCUUCUUACGCUGUUUAAUAGACGCAUUCAAGAAGCUUAAUGACACGUCCGCUCCACUGUGUAUCCUUUUCCUUUUCGUCAUUGGAAGAAGAAAAAAAAAAACUCGAAAGUGUACUUUUCUUUUUCCUAUAAUGAGAGUUACGUCUUAAGAAAAACAAAUGCAGUGUAUUAAAACAAACCGUCACACAAGAUAUGCAAACUUUAAUAAAGAUGGUAAUAUAUG